Messenger RNA from Leguminivora glycinivorella, 6244 nucleotides. It is a transcript of the gene Taf1, whose product is annotated as transcription initiation factor TFIID subunit 1. Gene Ontology annotation, molecular function: TBP-class protein binding; histone acetyltransferase activity; DNA binding. Lineage: Eukaryota; Metazoa; Arthropoda; Insecta; Lepidoptera; Tortricidae. Gene Ontology annotation, cellular component: transcription factor TFIID complex. Gene Ontology annotation, biological process: RNA polymerase II preinitiation complex assembly; transcription by RNA polymerase II. The record is from RefSeq and is a predicted model, not a curated record.
UUCGAUACGGUGAAAAGAAGAGAAGCUUGACUGAUAAAAUCGUUUUUAUUUAGUUUUGCACUGUUAUUUCACACUUUUCGGUGGUUCCAUCUACAAAUGAUGUAUAAAAGUGUACUGUAGUUUACCUCACCAUGUGUGACAGCGACGAUCCCAAUGACCAGGACCGCGGUGGCGUCGAUUUGACCGGGUUUCUGUUUGGCAACAUAGACGAGUCUGGUCAGCUGGAAGACGAUGGAUUGCUUGAUGGAGACUCUAAGCGGAUGCUGUCCUCACUCAGUCGGCUGGGGCUGGGCUCUAUGCUGUCUGAAGUGCUGGAAAAUGAAGAGAAAGUGAAAGAGGAAGAGGAAAAAGAUUACACAAUUAAAAGUCCGUCAGCUGUAGACUUUUUUGAUAUUGAUGAUGUUGCCGAGGAUGCUCAAGAAGAUAGUACUAAUCGGGAGGCACCGGACACAGAGACACACAAAGAUGGGGCUGAUAUGGAUGUAGACACGGCUGUUAAAAGUGAUUGUCCGCAGGAAGGGAAUGAUAAUGCAGAUGGGGAGAUUUUUCAGCAGGAGGAGCAGAGGGCGGGUGAUGAUGGAUAUGAGGGGGACAUGGAGGGAGAUGGGGGGCUUAUGCCUCCGCCUUCGACUAUCCCCGACAGAACAUUAAAGACCCAAACAUCAGAGAGCAAGAAACUUGAGACACCACUGGCCGCGAUGUUGCCUUCCAAAUAUGCCAACACUGAUGUCACUGAACUCUUCCCCGACUUUAGACCUGACAAAGUGCUUCUAUUCUCUCGACUCUUCGGCCCAGGCAAACUGUCAAGCCUCCCUCAAAUAUGGCGCUACGUUAAGAAACGAAGGCGGCGCAGACGCAGUGGCAGCACUAGUAGUGACACACCCGCUCAACCUCCUGAGAACUAUGAACCUCAGUACGCUAGCGACGAUGAAGACAAGUUACUAAGACCAAUGGAAGAGAACCAGCAUACAAAUAACGAUAGCAACAACACUCAGUCUGGCGAUAAAUCUCAACGGCCCACGCCAGCUCAUUGGCGUUUCGGUCCAGCUCAAGUUUGGUACGACAUGCUGAACGUACCAGAGACUGGAGAAGGGUUCGACUAUGGGUUUAAAGUAAAGGCGCAAUCACCAGAACGCGAGACAGAACCAAAAGAAAAGCUUGAAGAAGAGAUCAAAACUGAACAAGAAGCCACCGACAGUCCCGACAGUGGGUUCCCUGAGGAUUCCUUCCUUAUGGUGUCACAGUUGCAAUGGGAGGAUGACGUUAUAUGGGAUGGCAGUGAGAUUAAACAUAAGGUACUCGCACGCCUGAACAGCAAGAGCAACGCAGCAGGCUGGGUGCCGACAUCUGUAAGCAGAACAGCCAACAGUUCUCGCACCCGAGACCGCAGCCGCACCUCUCCCGACCAAGCCUACGACGUAUGUUUUACUUGUUCACGUCAUCUUUUCAAGAAAAUUAUAGAUGUUAGUUGCACGAAACCGUCUAUCACCUUUAAAACGUCAUCAACCUCUACUGCGAACCCACAAACUUCUACUUCAGCUGAGGGUGAAGACAACACUUGGUAUAGUAUAUUCCCCGUCGAGAACGAAGAACUAGUCUACGGUACCUGGGAAGACGAAGUUAUCUGGGACGCGGACAAUAUGUCCAAGAUACCGAAGCCGAAAAUACUUACGCUGGACCCGAACGAUGAAAACAUCAUACUUGGCAUACCUGAUGAUGUGGACCCGUCCAAGAUUACUAGAGAACGCGGCCCUCAACCCAAGGUGAAGAUCCCGCACCCCCACGUGAAGAAAUCAAAGAUCUUGCUCGGCAAAGCUGGUGUCAUCAACGUAUUGCAAGAAGACGCUCCACCACCGCCGCCAAAGUCUCCAGAUAGGGAUCCAUUCAACAUCUCCAAUGAUGUCUUCUACCAGCCUAAAUCCCAAAACCCUCGUCUCAAAGUCGGCGGCGGCCAACUGAUCCAACACAGUACUCCCGUGGUCGAACUACGAGCGCCCUUCAUACAAACCCACAUGGGCCCGGCGCGGCUGCGCGCGUUCCACCGGCCGGCGCUGCGCAAGCUGUCGUACGGGCAGCUGGCCACCCCGGGCCCGCACCCCGUGCAGCCACUCAUCAAGCAUAUCAGGAAGAAGGCCAAGCAACGCGAAGCCGAACGCUUAGCCUCUGGAGGUGGAGACGUAUUCUUCAUGAGAACCCAGGACCUGAGUGGUCGCGAUGGAGAAAUAGUUCUGGUCGAGUUUUGCGAAGAACAUCCGCCGCUGAUAUCUCAAGUCGGGAUGUGCACUAAGGUCAAGAACUAUUACAAACGAAGCGCUACCAAGGACAGCGGGCCAAAGCCUCUAAAAUAUGGUGAAGUGGCUUACGCUCACACAUCGCCCUUCCUCGGUAUUCUACCUCCGGGCGCGACGCAACCAGUGGUCGAAAACAAUAUGUACAGGGCGCCUAUAUACGAACAUAAUAUACCGCAUUCGGACUUCCUCGUCAUACGAACUAGACAAGCCUACUACAUCCGUGAAAUCGACGCGUUAUACGUCGCAGGGCAAGAAUGUCCACUGUACGAGGUACCUGGACCUAACUCGAAGCGGGCCAACAACUUCGUCAGAGAUUUCCUACAGGUGUACAUCUAUCGCCUGUUCUGGAAGUCCCGUGACAACCCGCGGCGUAUCAAAAUGGACGACAUCAAGAGAGCCUUCCCAUCCCAUUCCGAAAGCUCGAUCAGGAAACGGUUGAAGCUCUGCGCCGAUUUCAAACGAACUGGGCUGGAUUCUAAUUGGUGGGUAAUAAAACCCGAGUUCCGCCUGCCUUCCGAAGAGGAGAUCCGCGCAAUGGUGUCCCCCGAGCAAUGCUGCGCUUACUUCAGUAUGGCGUCGGCCGAGCAACGACUAAAGGACGCUGGCUACGGAGAGAAGUUCAUCUUCACCCCGCAAGAGGACGAUGAUGAGGAACUGCAGUUGAAAAUGGACGACGAGGUGAAAGUAGCCCCAUGGAACACAACCCGCGCCUACAUCCAAGCCAUGCGUGGGAAGUGCCUCCUCCAACUCACCGGGCCAGCUGACCCCACCGGCUGUGGCGAAGGGUUCUCAUAUGUCCGCGUACCCAAUAAGCCAACACAGCAGCCUACGGAUGAAGCUCAGCCGAAGAGAACUGUUACUGGAACUGAUGCUGAUUUGAGAAGACUUAGUUUGAACAAUGCCAAAGCGUUGUUGAGGAAAUUUGGCGUGCCUGAAGAAGAGAUUAAGAAGCUGUCUCGAUGGGAAGUCAUAGACGUCGUGCGAACGCUAUCGACCGAGAAGGCAAAAGCGGGCGAGGAAGGCAUGACAAAGUUCUCCAGAGGAAAUCGCUUCUCUAUCGCUGAGCAUCAAGAAAGAUACAAGGAAGAAUGCCAGCGUAUAUUCGAGCUGCAAAACCGAGUACUGGCGAGUGCAGAAGUGCUAAGUACAGACGAGGCCGAAAGUUCUGUCAGCGAAGAGUCAGAUAUGGAAGAGAUGGGCAAGAAUCUCGAGAACAUGCUCGCUAAUAAGAAAACUACGGAACAGUUAUCUAUGGAAAGGGAGGAAGCUGAAAGGGCAGAACUGAGGAAGAUGAUUCUUGGCCAAGACAAGAAACCACAGAUCAACCAACAAGAUCAGCAACAGUCUUCCAGCCAAGGUCGAGUCCUCCGCAUAGUGCGCACCUUCCGCAACGCGUCAGGCCAACGCUACACCCGCGUCGAAUUCGUCCGAAAAGCCGCCGUCAUUGAAGCCUAUACUAAGAUCCGCUCGACCAAGGACGACGCUUUCAUAAGACAGUUCGCUACUAUGGACGAAACUCAGAAGGAAGAGAUGAAGAGAGAAAAGAGAAGAAUUCAGGAACAACUGAGACGUAUCAAACGAAAUCAGGAGAGAGAAAGACUGGCUGGCAACGUCACGACGCCUAGCGUGUUCAAUAAUGACAGCAUGAGCAUGUCAUCAUCAAACGACUUGGGAUCAGCGUCGCCAGGACUCAUACCAUUAGGGCAGAUCAAACAAGAACCGGACUUGCAUCCGUCCCGUCGGCGCGCUAAGCUGAAACCGGACUUGAAACUAAAGUGCGGUGCAUGCGGGCAAGUAGGGCACAUGCGCACAAACAAGGCGUGCCCCCUGUACACGGGGUCGAUGGGGGGCGCGCCCUCGUCGCCCCCGGAGACGGACGCGGAGCCCGCGCCGGAGCCCGACGAGGAGGACACCGGCUACGUGGACGGCGUCAAGCUCACGCUGCCCACUAAGCUCAUGAAGGCGUGCCCCCUGUACACGGGGUCGAUGGGGGGCGCGCCCUCGUCGCCCCCGGAGACGGACGCGGAGCCCGCGCCGGAGCCCGACGAGGAGGACACCGGCUACGUGGACGGCGUCAAGCUCACGCUGCCCACUAAGCUCAUGAAGGAUAUCAGAGACACGUAUAGACAAGUAAGGCACGUGCGUACACAAGGCGUGCCCCCUGUACACGGGGUCGAUGGGGGGCGCGCCCUCUCGCCCCCGGAGACGGACGCGGAGCCCGCGCCGGAGCCCGACGAGGAGGACACCGGCUACGUGGACGGCGUCAAGCUCACGCUGCCCACUAAGCUCAUGAAGCAAUCCGCCGACGAGCUCAAACGCCGUGGCAGCGGCCGGCGCAGCGAGAACCGCCCGGGUGGCCGCAAGCAACGCCGCGGCACGCUCAGCGAGUCUUGCGACUACUUCGUCAAGCGACCGGCCGAACGAAGAAGAACUGAUCCUUUGGUCACUCUCUCGUCGCUUUUGGAAGAUGUGCUGACUCAUAUGAGACACCUACCUGAUGUUCAGCCGUUCUUACUGCCUGUCAAUCCUAAGUUGGUAGCAGACUACUAUCACAUCGUCUCUCGCCCGAUGGACUUACAAACUAUCCGGGACAACCUUCGCCAGAAGCACUAUCACAGCCGGGAGGACUUCCUUGCGGACGUCAACCAGAUUGUCGAGAACUCGACACUAUACAACGGAGCGACAAGCAGCCUGACCGUGGCCGCACAACGUAUGCUGCAGAGGUGCGUCGAGAAACUGGCCGAGAAAGAAGAACAACUGAUGAAAUUGGAGAAGCAAAUCAAUCCGCUGCUAGACGAUAAUGAUCAGGUGGCAUUGUCGUUCAUACUCGACAACUUGCUGACUACCAAGCUGAAGGUUAUGCCCGAAGCCUGGCCGUUCCUCAAACCUGUCAACAAGAAACAAGUGAAGGACUACUACAACGUCAUCAAGAAGCCAAUUGAUAUGGAAACUAUGGCGAAGAAAAUACAAGCUCACAAAUACCAUAGCCGGGCGGAGUUUCUUCGCGACAUCCAACUUAUUGUGGACAAUUGUAAGGCGUACAACGGACUCAAUUCGCAGUUCACAAGGCAGGCUGAGGCCAUUCUCAAGGUCACACAAGAGGCGUUAGAACAGUUCGGCGAAAACGUGAGCCAACUGGAAGCGAACAUAGCUCGCGUGCAGCAAAAGAUGUUAGAAGAAGCGGAACAAUCCGAUGAGCCUGAGGAACCUCCUCCACCCAGCGACGAGAAACGCGGCAGAGGACGCCCGAGAAAAUACAAACCCCCCAGCACUUCCGUUGACGGAGCAACUCCGAGGAAGCGGGGUCGACCAAGGAAGGAUCAAAAUAGUUUGGAAGAAGUGUCUCUUGACGCAGAUCUUCAAUACUCGGACAGCGGAAGCUCGGGGCUCGAAGAGGUGGAAACGAACGAUGACACUAUGGUUCAGCUUUCUGUGCGCCCAGAGGAUGAUUCGACAGUAGAGCCGUUCGACACAUCAGAGUUCCUGAUAAAACGUGAACCCGUAGAACCGCAGCAAGACUUCGUGGAUCUCGACCAGCAUUCGUCGCAGUACACCUUCCCUACUGUCGUCAAGGAGGAGCCAAUAGAGCCCGAUAUGCACAUGGAACCUCCCAUGAUGGAGGGUUCUUCCAUAGAACCACCGCAGUUCAAAGAAGAACCGCCUGAGAACUGGCAGCCGGAUCCCGCAAUACAAGACGAUCUCCAAGUUGACCGACAGCGAAGAAGAGGCAGAAGACGGGUUAUGGUUUUAAAUAUAACUUCAUUUACUCGAUCAAAAUAACACUAUCGACGUACCUCAAGAUGACUUUGUACAUAACUCGUUAUUGACCUAUGAAUUAUAUUACGGUGAUAAGAAUACACGAAUUAACGUUUGAUAUAAUAUGAUCUAAGAUUUUAUUGUUACUUUGUCACACGCGAAGAUUAGAUGCACAAUAAAGAAUAUUUGGAAUGAAA